Messenger RNA from Penicillium cinerascens, 138 nucleotides. RefSeq lists its product as uncharacterized. The record is from RefSeq and is a predicted model, not a curated record. Bases 1 to 138 code for a protein of 45 amino acids. The transcript has a single exon. NCBI's taxonomy places the organism in Eukaryota, Fungi, Ascomycota, Eurotiomycetes, Eurotiales, Aspergillaceae.
AUGCGUAUUGACAAUGACGGCGGUGAGCAACAGGAAUUAGCUGGUGAAGGCCGCAUGUGUCUUCCUCCCAUGCUUUUACAUCCCGUCAAGGAUGUACAGAUGGUGAUUGACGAUGGCGAACAUGCAGAGGAUCGGUGA